UCCAUUCCUUCAACAUCCUCAAAUUCAAAACAAACCUUCUCUCUUGUUGUCUUUUUGAGUAAUGGGGUUCUGAAAUUCCCUUUUGUUUUGUUUCUCCUUUUUUGGGAAGACUUUCAAUCCUUCACCGUAUAUAUAUAUAUAUAUAAAGAAAAGGGUAUAAUCUGUAGAAGAUACCGCCGCUACUGCCUUUUCCCAAUGUUUCUUCACCAUUUAUGUUAACAAACACUUCGAUCGUGAAUGGAAGCGAACAAUUCAAGAAGCAAGUUCAAGAGAGUCUGCGUCUUCUGCGGCAGCAACUCCGGCCAUCGGAAAGUCUUCAGCGAUGCUGCUCUUGAUCUCGGAAAUGAACUGGUCGCGAGGAAGAUUGAUUUGGCGUACGGUGGGGGUAGUGUUGGGCUGAUGGGUUUGAUAUCACAGACUGUAUACGAUGGAGGCUGCCAUGUUCUUGGGAUCAUUCCAAAAGCUUUGAUGCCCCAUGAGAUUUCUGGACAAACUGUUGGGGAGGUAAGAACAGUUUUGGACAUGCAUGAGCGCAAAGCUGCAAUGGCUCGAGAAUCAGAUGCUUUUAUUGCUCUUCCUGGAGGGUAUGGAACAAUGGAAGAGCUGUUGGAAAUGAUAACGUGGGCUCAACUGGGUAUCCAUAAGAAACCAGUUGGGCUGCUUAAUGUCGAUGGUUACUACAACUCUUUGUUGGCUCUGUUUGAUAAUGGCGUUGUGGAAGGUUUCAUCAAGCCUGGUGCUCGAGAGAUUGUGAUAUCUGCUCCAACAGCAAAGGAACUCAUGGAGAAAAUGGAGGAACAUACUCCAUUCAGUGAGCACAUUGCUCCACAUGAAAGCUGGGAAUUGGAGCAGCUUGGUAACGACCAUAAACCAUGACUGAUAAGUGGUAAUGGGUCUUCAUUUUUAAUGUCAUUUUUAAUCAUGAAUGGGAAACCUGUUGUGAUGGGGCCAUAAGUGGUUCAUCAUUGUGUACUUGUGUUCUUUGUGAUUUGAGUUCUAAUAAAUGCCUCUUUCUGAUUACAAAGUG
Molecule: messenger RNA, 1027 nt
Organism: Cucurbita maxima (winter squash)
Lineage: Eukaryota; Viridiplantae; Streptophyta; Magnoliopsida; Cucurbitales; Cucurbitaceae
Product: cytokinin riboside 5'-monophosphate phosphoribohydrolase LOG8-like
Exons: 7
Coding region: 238-876 (212 amino acids)
Biological process (GO): cytokinin biosynthetic process
Cellular component (GO): nucleus; cytosol
Molecular function (GO): hydrolase activity, hydrolyzing N-glycosyl compounds
Source: RefSeq, a predicted model, not a curated record